Messenger RNA from Musa acuminata subsp. malaccensis (wild Malaysian banana), 4312 nucleotides. RefSeq lists its product as uncharacterized. Gene Ontology annotation, biological process: mitotic chromosome condensation; meiotic chromosome condensation. NCBI's taxonomy places the organism in Eukaryota, Viridiplantae, Streptophyta, Magnoliopsida, Zingiberales, Musaceae. The record is from RefSeq and is a predicted model, not a curated record. Gene Ontology annotation, molecular function: histone binding. Gene Ontology annotation, cellular component: condensed chromosome, centromeric region; condensin complex.
AGUUACGGUACCAAUUAAAAUUGCCGUGUAACAACACUGUUACACGCCACGUGUGGCGAGCGGUUUCGGACGAUAAGGCGCAUCCUCCUUUGAGCGGGAAACCUCCCAAAUCCAAAAAGCGAUUCGGUGGUGGUCAUGGACGACGACGACGAGAGCGGAACCCUAUCCUCGAUCCUCGCCGAGCUCGAUUCUUCGCUCCGCCGGCACGAUGGGGACUCCCCCCUCUCUGAGCCCUCCAUCCUCGGUCUCCAGUCCCUCCUCGACGCCGCCGCCUCCGGCGAUGCCGCGUUCGCACUCUGGGAUCUCCUUGCCGCCCGAGGACUCCCUGCCUCUGCCCUCCUCCGUCCCCUCUCCGCCUCCAUGGACGUCUCCGCUCCCCGCCUCUCUCUCCUCUCCGGCCGUGUGUACCUCUCUCUCCUCCUCUCCCCGUCCUCCCCUCUCUAUUCCCUCUUCAACCCCCUUGUCUUCCUCUCCCUCCUCCGCUCCCUCCGUCGCGCCCUCAAGCCCCUUCCCUCGACCUCCGCCGCCUCGGCCACUGCCCUUCCGGAGGCCUCCCAUGACGCCCCCGCUCCCCGGAGGAGCGCCCGGAAGAGGAAGCCUGGACGAUCUGCUGGAAGCGCUUCGACGUCGGUGGAUCAGAUUUCCGACCUCAGCAGCCUACUUCCUCGCGUCCUCGAACUGCUUGAUUCCGUGCUCUGCCGAGUCCGGCUUGACAACACCCCUGAUGCCGUAAAGUCAUUGGUCGAUACUGUGGCAAAAAUCCUGAGCUCUUCCUCCGGUCACCACCGGCUUCCGGAUCUCUGCUUCCUAGUACUCUACAGGAUCGUCUCGAAGCCAGAGCACGGAGACCAGACGACUUUAGCUGUUGAGGUUCUGCGAUCACUGACGCCGAUGAUCUUAUCUCCUGCAAAAUCAGCAUCCCGGGCUUCUGCUUUAGGUUUUGUUACUGAAAAGAUGGUGCCUCUGGCCCAGGAGAAUGAUGCAGUGAAGGAAGCUCUGGUGUACCUACCUAGGUUCUUAGCGACAAAGGCACCGGAGAAGUCUGAGCUGAGAGUUUGUGCUGUUGAUUCCAUCAUGGUGAUUGUUCGGGCAAUGAAGCAAGAGGAUCAAAUAAGAUACGCCGAUUAUGUGGUGAAGAUGACACAAGGGAAGCCUCAGCUAAGACUGUUGGCUGUAGACCUCAUUCUAGCACUUUUGACAUUGUUGCCCGAUCCUCUUGGGGUAAAGGGAUCGGCUCAGGAAUUUAACGACAAGGCAUGGGGACUGACUUGUCUGCAAGCAUUAGUACAGCGUUGCUCAGAUUCAUCACCGGGAAUCAGAGCUCGAGCUUUAACAAAUACAGCACAACUGCUAGGCAGCUUAACUGGUGAUUCUGGGAAUUCUGCCCGUUUGUGGGAACUCUCAGGAAUCAGCAGUGUGGACUUCAAUGAGCUUUUGUGGAGGAGGUGUCAGGAUGAUAAGGCUGUUGUAAGGAAGGCAGCACUUCUCCUCAUUACAAAGUCGACUACUAUAAUGCGAGGGCCAUUAGAUGAUUUGCUCCUUAGGACACUGAGUUCUGCUUGCUCUGACCCUUUGGUCAGCAUCCGCAAAGCAGCUGUUGCAGCUCUAUCAGAGGCCUGCAGAGUCUUCCCUGAUGACAGGGUAAUACCUGAAUGGCUUCAUGCUGUGCCACGCUUGAUUGUUGAUAAUGAGUCAAGCAUCCAACAGGAUUGUGAGAAUUUGUUUCUUGAAUUGGUCUUGGAUAAAAUCUCUCAAGCUGCUAAGAUCAAUUUUGGAAAAGAUGCAACAGAUUUGGAGUCCUUGCUUCCUAAAGGUAUUUUACGUUUGUUGAAAGGGAUUUGUGACAGUGAAGUGGCACCAUGUGUCAGAAAGAUAUGUUCAAGCCUUGGAAAGAAGGAAAGAAUUAAGAUGUCAGUUGCAAGUUCACUUCAGAAUAUAAUUACAGCAUCCGAGUCUGUAUGGUUAGGCAGUAGCAAGCCCAUAGAGAAGUGGACGGCCCCUCCUGGGACCUGGCAAUUGCUUUCUGAAGUGUCAUUGUUCUCACCCAAGGCCAUAGAAUGGGAAUUUCUCCAUCACCAUUGGCAUCUUCUUGACAAGAUUAGCCUAGAAGAUCAAGGUAAAAAUUCUGAAGAAGGGGACCAGAGCUCUUUUAUGUGGGCUGGAGAUCGUGUUCACCUUUUGCACACCAUUUCUAAUGUGUCUUUGGAAUUGCCUCCUGAGCCUGCUACAGAGUUGGCUUGCAACUUACUAGAUCGUCUUAAGAACUUCAGUAUGAACUUAAGCGAGGUUGAUGCACAUGUAAAAGCUUUAAAAACUUUAUGCAAGAGAAAGGCUACAAAAGCUGAGGAGGGCGAUCUCCUCAUAUUGAAAUGGGUGCAUCAGUUGCUUUCCAAAGCUCUAGAGAUUCUUAAUAGCUAUAUAUCAGAGGCAUCAGAAUCGAGCAAUAUCAACAUCUUCUUAACACCUCCGCAGAACAGUAGGAAAAAAGGAAAGAGAGAUGUCUCAUUGUUGAAGUCAGCACUACAAGCUGUGACUGCUGUUUUUACUGUUGGAUCAUUGAUUCUAGUCUGCCCUUCUGCCGAUUUGCAGGGCAUUGUACCUGUCUUACACACCAUUAUAACAUCUGGAAAUUCUGAACCAAAGCCUAGAAAGUUUGCUGGUUCGACAGUUUCAUUUAAAGUGGUGACUCCUACUCUGUAUAUUCAGUCAUGGGUGACUAUGGGCAAAAUCUGCCUUGUGGAUGAUAAACUAGCAAAGCGUUACAUUCCACUCUUUGUGCAGGAACUUGAGAAGAGUGACAGUGCUGCACUCCGCAACAAUAUUAUGGUGGCAAUGACAGAUUUUUGUGUGCGAUACACAUCUUUAGUUGACUGUUAUAUGCACAAGAUCACUAUUGCAUUGCGUGAUCCUUGUGAAGUUGUGAGAAGACAGACAUUCAUCUUGCUUUCGCAAUUAUUACAGAGAGACUAUGUAAAGUGGAGAGGAGUAUUGUUCCUUCGGUUUUUGUUGUCUCUGGUUGAUGAGUCUGAAAAGAUAAGACAUCUGGCUGAUUUCCUCUUUGGAAACAUCCUAAAGGCUAAGGCACCACUUCUUGCAUAUAACAGUUUUAUAGAAGCCAUUUUUUUUCUAAAUGACUGCAGUGCUCAUUCUGCACAUGUUGAGUCUCAGGGAGGCCUGCAUGCUAGGUCCCGUCUCUUUUCUAUAAGAGGCAAUGAUGCAAAAUCAAGGUCACAAAGGAUGCACAUAUAUGUUUCUUUGUUAAAACAAAUGGCCCCAGAGCACCUCUUGGCUACCUCAGCCAAGUUGUGUGCUGAGAUUUUGGCAGCUGCUUCUGAUGGCUUGCUCAAUGUUGAUGAUGUUGCUGGACUAUCUGUACUCCAGGAUGCUCUAGAAAUCCUUGCAUGCAAAGAGAUGAGGAUCCAUCCAAGUCGUGGUUCUGAUUCAUCUGAGAUAGAUGACGAUGGCGGUGAGAGUGCAGGAAGCGCUGUCCAUGCUGCCAGAGGGAGGGUGGUCACCCAAGUAGCCAAGAAGAACCUGAUCCAGAUAGCUGUCCCUGUAUUCAUCGAGUUGAAGCAACUGCUCCAGAGCAAGAAUAGCCCCCUCACCGGCUGUCUAAUGGAAUGCCUCCGCAUUCUCCUUAAGGACUACAAGAACGAGAUCGAUGAGAUAUUGGUUGCCGACAAGCAACUCCAGAAGGAGCUCCUCUAUGACAUGCAAAAGUAUGAGACUGCCAAGGCCAGGUCCACCGUUGCGGAGGCCAUUGUAAAUGUGCAAAGGUCGGAGAGCUACUGUUCACCAAAUGGACGGAGUUCUACUGGCAUGUACAGCAAAGUUUCAGAGAAGUUGGGAACUGAAGGAAAGAUUGCUUCAGCAGUGGCAGAUGCAGCUGCCAGAGCUAAGGUGAGAUCAGUUCUCAAGGAAGCGAACCAGAAUUUGCCAACUCCACCACUCCGUUCGAUGAGUGUGCCCAAGCUGAAGAGCAUGGGAAAUGGUGGUGUGAUCGUCAGUGAUCGGCCAACACAUGUACUGGAAUCGCUAAGGCGGAGACAAUCUUUUGACUCUGAUGAAGAGAAAUAGUGGCCUCUACUUUGACCCACUCGUACACUCCGCAUUAGCUUAAUUGCUUCACUUAUGAUGCAUUGAAGAAUGUCGGGCUACUUAAGUUGGGUAGUCCAGCAAUAUAUUUCAUUCCCAAUUUAUCUCUUCCUUCCCAGCCAUUUGCUCAGGAUGUCAUCUUUGCUGUGGCUUCUUGUUUGUCUUGUAAAAUGGUAGAAGCAAAUUAAAUAAUGUGGAAUUUUCUCCAUUCUCUUCA